Lottia gigantea (owl limpet) is the source of this 1843-nucleotide messenger RNA. RefSeq lists its product as hypothetical. Gene Ontology annotation, cellular component: mitochondrion. The record is from RefSeq and is a predicted model, not a curated record. Gene Ontology annotation, biological process: positive regulation of oxidoreductase activity; P450-containing electron transport chain. The transcript has 6 exons. Bases 9 to 533 code for a protein of 174 amino acids. Gene Ontology annotation, molecular function: 2 iron, 2 sulfur cluster binding. NCBI's taxonomy places the organism in Eukaryota, Metazoa, Mollusca, Gastropoda, Lottiidae.
CGGCCUCCAUGAAAUGGAUAACAAGAGGAUUGAACAAAUUUUAUCCACGCCUAUGUAACACUCAAAAAUUUAUGUCAUCCACUCAAUAUAGCUUUGUUGGCAACCCUAAAUUUCAUUCUCAAUCAGGUCCAUUGUGUAGUGGUGAAUAUGAAAUGCAAGACCCAAAAACAGAUGAUGAAGUGGUAAAUAUUACAUUUAUUGAUAAAGGAGGUAAGAGAAUACCAGUGAAAGGAAAGAUUGGUGAUAAUGUGAUGUAUUUAGCUCAUAGAUAUGAUAUAGAAUUAGAGGGUGCAUGUGAGGCUAGUUUAGCGUGUUCAACAUGUCAUGUUUAUGUACAUGAAAAUUAUUUUGAUAAAUUAACAGACCCAGAAGAAGAAGAAGAAGAUAUGCUUGACAUGGCACCAUUUUUAAAACCAAACUCAAGAUUAGGCUGUCAAAUUAUUUUGAACAAAGAUUUAGAGGGUUUAGAAGUGACAUUACCUCCUAUCACUAGAAACUUUUAUGUUGAUGGUCAUGUACCACAACCACAUUAAUACUGCUGGACAGUUUGUGCUCAGGGAAAGUGUGAGAUUGUUAUGCCAGGUAGUGAUAUUGUUAGUAUAUUUUGUAUGCGUUAAGUAAUGGUGCAAGAAACUUGGCCUUUAAAAUGAUGCUUGCAAAAAUAACACUAAUUUUACAAUUGGAAGUGGAUAAACGAUUUAAAGAAUGGUACAGCCAAUAUUUUCAAAAGGUGAUACCUUUAGCAUGUGUUCUGAUUGUGGUCUUAGAAUUGAUGUUACUGAACAUACCACUUAGCAAUGCAACUAUUAAGCUUGUAUUUUUUUUUUAUUACAAAACACUGUAAAACCCAAAAUGAUUUGGUUAGGUAGCCAAUAAAACUUACGCUAUAGCCACCAAUUCUGUGUUUGUACAAAGCCUUCUAGUCUAUAGACCUUAUUCAAGACUCAAUUUGGAACCAUGCAAAUUAUGUUAUCUAUUAAAAAGAUGGCAACAUUAUACAAAGAAAUAGUGACAUCAUUAAACACUCGAUAUUGGGCUUAAUACUGCCCAUUUCUCAGAAAUGUGUAACGGUAAACUUCAUCUGAAAGAAUCAUUAAAUAACUUGAUAAAUUUUGAUUUUAAUGAUGUAAAAAAUGAUUAGUUUUGAGUAAGUGGGACUGGAAAAGGAGGUGAUAAAGAUGUCAAACCAUAUUCUAUUUGUAUGAUUAUACUAAUGGUCUUUUUUAACACCUGUCUUCAACAUCAAAUAAAUGAAACUAAGACAGAUAACUGUAUUACUAGUUUACUAACUUAACUUUGUACAUGAGUAUAUUUCUAAAAAUAUUGUAGAUGGCUUCCAUCUUACUUGUAUGCACAGUACAAUCAACGCUUUCAUGUUUGUGAUGAAUUUAAUAAAGUAAGAGUUAAUAAAACCAUAAUUUAUUGUUUUGAAAUAUUAUACAAAUAUUUACAGACUUAAUAAAUACUGAGAUAUAAAACAUCUCUGAUGUAAAAUCGUAUGAGUGUUUCCAUAGCCAUAAAACAUUUUAAUAAUUCUUGUUGUUCUUAUAAAUAAUUUUUUCUUUGGAUGUUACCAAAAAUACUGCAGUCAUGGAAGGAAUAUGAGAACGUAUCAUCUUUACAAUGUCACCCCAUUACAACCUUUGUUCUUAUACCUUGACAACAAUAGCCAUCUUUCUUGUUUGUAAAUGCAGCGAUUUGAUUUGAUUGUACAUUAGCGAAUAAGUCAAUUAGAGUCCUGGACAGAAAGGCUGUAAACAAUAAGCCAUAAUGUCUUAGCUGUAUUUGCUACAAUACAAUCCAAUGAAAUCGCUGCUUUCAGUAGCUAUUGCAGUCAAGGUAU